Pieris rapae (cabbage white) is the source of this 2334-nucleotide messenger RNA. Its product is annotated as FAST kinase domain-containing protein 4. The transcript is spliced from 11 exons. The record is from RefSeq and is a predicted model, not a curated record. Gene Ontology annotation, biological process: regulation of mitochondrial mRNA stability. Gene Ontology annotation, molecular function: protein binding. Bases 159 to 1841 code for a protein of 560 amino acids. NCBI's taxonomy places the organism in Eukaryota, Metazoa, Arthropoda, Insecta, Lepidoptera, Pieridae.
UUUGUAAAUAUUAAAAACAGUGAAUUAUUUUAAUAAACAUAAGAUAAAAUAUAAAAAGGUUAUUCCUUUGUAAUUUGUAAUCUGGUUUAAGACACUUUAACAAUCCAUUAUAGUAUUUGUGACUCUUCAUAAGCGUGAUGUAAGAAGUCAAGUUUUUCAUGAUUUUCAGUCUUAUUAGUCAGUAUUUAACAUUUAUGAGUAUGUUGAAAUUCGGAGCCUUAGUGUCGUGGAGGUUAGGAUCCCGUUCAGCUAUUCGAAACUUAUCAGGCCCCGGCGCUACUGUAAUUAAGUCUGAUAAAUCUGAUCAUAUCAAGGAUGUUAAUGGAAAAGUUGAUGAAUUUGAAUUGUCAGAUGAGAAAGCUAGAACAGGCCUCGUAGCAGCUGCAUUUGCUACAUUAAACGCACCAGAAAGUGAAUUAAAAAAGCCAAGUGUAAAGUCUGUUAAGCUUUCUCGAACUCAACAAUUAGACACUCUAAUAAUAAAAGCCACAGACAUAAAUAGCCUUCUGUCAGUGGCUGAGAACCCAAUUGUGUCAAGAAAACAUGCUUUAAAGAUGGUUUCAGUUCUAUCGGAAUGGUCAAGUUCUAAUCGGGUGAAAUUAUCUGAUUUUGAGAAAGACCCACGAUUUUUAAAGUUAUGUAGAAUUCUGGCAAGAACUCCGGCCAGCCAUGCGAUGACUUCACUGACCAUGGCGGAAGAUCUGAGCACCGUGUUAGGUAUAACUGGAGACGACGAAGCGGCCAGACUUAUUGGUAAUUUGUCACUGUCACAAAUGAUUAAGGUGAUGAAAGCCCUUCAGCAAAAAAGUCGUCGAAGUACUCCAUUACUGCGCGCUCUGUCCUACAAUAUCACCAAACAGCCAGAUAACAUCGAUCUGAAGAAGUCGGCAGAUUUACUGUUCUCGAUGGCAUCCUUAAAUUUCCCUGACCCGGUAUUGUUGGACAGGAUUUGCAGCGAAGUCAUAAAGAAUCUUCCGUCAAACACGGAGAAGUCGGCCGUGGUGCAUUCGAUAUUGGUGUCGCUGGGGCUCCUCAAGUACAGGCACGAGGAAGCCCUGACGGCCCUCGUGGGUUGGAUGCAGACCAAUAGGGCCGUCUGCCGACCGAGCGACGUCGCAUCGGCCGUGGUCACUCUGGCCAACGUCAACUUCGUCCCGCCGAAGGCCGAGAGCUUUCUAGAGGCCGCGCUCCUCCUCAAGGAAGACGAAAUGACGAAGGCUCUGUCGUGGCUGGAUCUCGUCUUCUCUCUCCUCGUGCUCGAGAAGGCCGAGAUGCAUCAUCUCGCUUCCACGUUGAAGCCGGAGUUCAUUGACAAGCUGUUGUCUCUCGGAGAAAUUUCGAUUCCUUCCCGCCGCAAACUGAUGGCGAUAGACGCGUACGUGGCCGCGAAGGAUCCCAACUCGGCCCGGCUGCCCGAAGACAUAUCGGUGGGCGUGGCCAUCGUGCACACGAAGGAGAAGGCGCUCUUCGUGCAGAGCGUCAUGGACACGUUCAAGAGUCUGGUCUCGGCGGACACCUUUCUGCAGAGGGACUGCAACUCCGGCAUGGGGUUCCUGUACGACGCAGAAUUCGCAGUAGACUCGAAGUGUCAUCCCGUCCCUUUACAAAAGGCCGUAAACAAUAGCGACGUUCACCGGAUAGCGGUUCUGGCGCUGGACUACCACGACAUGACGCGAAGGGUUCCGGUGGAAAUGGGCACCUUCAGGCUUUACACCCGCCUGCUGGAGCUCAGGGGCUUCAAAGUGCUCAAAGUCCCUUACACGGAAUACAACCCGAAGGACAAGUUGGUGUCGCGAGUGCAAUACCUUGAGAAACGGUUGAAGGAGCUCAUCGCUUUAUAGAGCCGGUGCAGACUCGGUUCAUUUGUGUGGAUGUGAUGUUGUGAAGGCGAGAAAUACCAAACGAUGGACGGUGACGUACUCCAGAGACCAGAGUUCAGCUGUGUGACCGUCUCUCUGCAUGAUGCAGGCUAAUUUAUUUACUAAAUAUAAAACCCUAUGAUUCCUCUUCAUUUUGGAAAGAGAUUCAAGGCUAUCUAUAUAUUUCAGGAAUUCCAUUCCAGAAAAAUAAUUGUUGUCAUCGAUUUCACCUUAAUCUUUCUUGUGUAAAUAACUUUGGAUCCAUUUAAAACAAUACUGAUGUAUUUUCUAAGGUUCUCAAUCGACCGACACGACUCAAACGCCGUCGAAGCAUCAUUUUGUCUUUUUAUCAUUAAUUUUGUUGAUUAGCUACGUGUGAUAAUUGUACAGUGUAUGAAAGGACAGACGUACGAAGUAUUUGUAUUUAUUUGUAAAUAACUUGUACGGUUACGUUAAUAAAUAGAUUUUAACAAAA